This is a messenger RNA of Arachis ipaensis, 960 nucleotides long. RefSeq lists its product as uncharacterized. The record is from RefSeq and is a predicted model, not a curated record. Gene Ontology annotation, molecular function: RNA-DNA hybrid ribonuclease activity; nucleic acid binding. Lineage: Eukaryota; Viridiplantae; Streptophyta; Magnoliopsida; Fabales; Fabaceae.
AUGGCGAAUGUUCGUCCAUAUGAGCCCUUAAAAUUAUACAUUGCAGUAUCUAAAAAUAUGAUUGGGUGUAUGUUAGCCCAAGAUGAUGAGAACGGGCAUGAGCGGGCCAUUUAUUACCUUAGUCGAGUUCUAACUGACAUCGAAACAAGGUAUUCCCCGAUAGAGAAAUUGUGUUUGUCUCUAUACUAUGCUUGUAUGAACUUAAAGUGUUAUAUGGUGGCUAAAUCGGUAAGGGUUAUAGCGCAAACUGAUCUCAUCAAAUAUAUGUUAAGUUUUCUAAUGUUGCGAGGGCGUUUAGGAAAAUGGAUGCUGGCACUGACAUCGUUAGAUUUGCAACAUGUCCCGGCUAAAGCUGUAAAAGGACAGGUCAUUGCAGAUUUUCUUGUUGAUAAUUCGAACGAUCUGAAUGACCAGGGGGCAAAUGUAAUCGACAUUGAAGUUGAUUAUUGGAAGUUAUAUUUUGAUGGAUCGAAGCACAAAGAUGGUGCAGGGGUUGGAAUUCUUAUUAUUUCACCAGAGGGGAUUCCAUCAGAAUUUCUUUUCGAGUUAAAAUAUCCUUGCUCGAAUAAUGUGGCAGAGUACGAAGCUUUAAUUUUGGGUCUCGAAAUAUUAAUUAGUAAAGGGGCUUUGAAAGUCCAGAUAUUAGGGGAUUCCCAGUUGGUUUUGAAGCAGUUAUCCAAGGAGUUUAAAUGCAAUAAUGAGAAGUUGCAAAAGUAUUUAACAACUGAUCGAGAGUUGUUAACCUCCUUUCGAAAAGUUUUUUUGGUUCACAUUCCCAGAAUCCAUAAUGAAAUUGCUAAUAAAUUAGCCCAAAUUGCUUCGAGAUAUAGAAUCGGUCCAGAGACUCUUAAAAAAUUGGCUAGUAUCCAUCAAAUAUUAGUACCUGCAAAUGAAAGAGAGGCUUUGUGUAUAGAUGAAUGGAAGAUAAUGACUGGAGAAAGCCUAUUGCUCAGUAUUUAA